Papaver somniferum (opium poppy) is the source of this 750-nucleotide messenger RNA. RefSeq lists its product as uncharacterized. The coding region runs from base 1 to 750 and encodes 249 amino acids. The transcript has a single exon. The record is from RefSeq and is a predicted model, not a curated record. Lineage: Eukaryota; Viridiplantae; Streptophyta; Magnoliopsida; Ranunculales; Papaveraceae.
AUGCAACAAGAUGCGGACCAAAUCAUGAGCGGAGAAAUACUCAGAGAAUUAGCAGAGAUGAGAGAAAUGAUGACGGCGCGAAGAGAUGGUGGUAGGCGACAACUAGAUGAAUCAAUAGAGCAAGCGGGAAAAACACCUUUUGCAAGACAGAUACAACUCGCAGUAAUACCACCUAAAUGCAACCUACCUGUAUUUACUAAUAUCUUUGAUGGUAGCAUAUGUGCAGUACAUCAUAUAAGGGAAUAUAGCUGGUCUUUAUUACAGUGGGAAGAAAAUGAUGCGGUGUUAUGUAAAUAUUUCCAUGCGAGCCUGACAGGAGAAGCCUUGCAAUGGUUUGAAGGAUUGCCAGUAGGAACCAUUCGAUCAUUUCAUCACUUACAAAACAUAUUCUUAGGACAAUACAUCAACAAUAACAUGCUAAGACCAGGUAUUGAAAAAGUGUUCAGCUUACGCAGAAGGAUCAAUGAGAGCUUGCGUAGUUUAACCACACGUUGGAGGAUCAUGUGUAGCGAAAUGGCCAGACGAGUAGAUGAGGGAAACCUUAUACUAGCCUUCAUCAAUGAACUUUUUCCUACAGAUUUAUUGUAUACGGAGAUCUUCAGGACAAAAGAUACAAUAACUAUGGCGGAGUUACGCGAGUUUCAAGAAGAAUACUUAACUCUUGAAGAAAAACAAGCGAUAACAAACGCAAACGAGGAGAAUGCUAGCCUACUUCCAAGGACAGCAAAUGCUAUUGCAAGUACAUCCUAA